CCUCACCAACGGGUUAUGUACAGCAAGAGCAAGAGCAAGAAUGUAAACAAACGCCCCGCGCCCCGUCAAGAAGCCUCAAGGCGACCCUCACUGCUGCCAAGGUGCCCCACAGCCUAACCAGCCCCAUAAAACACCCAAGAAGAAGCCAGAAAUAAAGCCAACCCUUAGAAGACCUGGCGGGCAGCGACUCCCUCACCCCCAACACUGCCUUCCACGCCCUCAAGUGUACCCAUGCACAGUGAGCCACGACCAACCUGCACUGUCGGGGCAUUAGAGGCUGUGACUAAUGGCCUAACCAGCGUCCAAGUCACUGAAGAAGUCAAGUAUGAAGUGUGUCAUUGGAAGCACAAAUGUGAAGGAUUUUGGGAGAGCUGUUCACUCCUUGGCAAAGAUUGGAGAUGAACUGUACAUUGAACCGGGCCAGUCAGGAGUCUCUUGCCGCACGAUCAGCUCAUCGAGGUCUGCGUACUUCUCCUACAACUUUGAGAGCGCCUUCUUCACUCACUACGAUGGUGGCUUGGGGGGGCAGACAGCGGCGGAAGAGGACACACUCAGAUGCAAGGUAGCCAUGAAGGCGGUGUUGAACAUAUUUAAAGGAAUCCACAGCCUUGAAAGAACAGUCCAGCGAUGCAAAUUGGUCCUCAAGUGGGAUGAAGCCAAGCUGAUCAUUCAACUCUCCUGUCACUAUGGGAUUGUCAAGACACACAACAUAGCCUUCAUUGAGUGUGACGCCUUGCAGGCCGUGUACAACAAGGAGUCUUGCCCUAACUCUGUGGUGAGCGAGCCGCGGGUUUUGCUCGAUGCUCUGUCGAGCUUUCACCAACAGACUCUCGAGGAAAUAUCAUUCUGCUUCACGUCACGGAAUCUUGUACUGAAGACCCACAUAGAAGAACCAGAUCCCAGCAAAGUUGUCCACACCCUUGUAACACUAACCUUUGGAGAAUUUGAGGCUUACAACAUCAAGAACAACUGUGAACUGACCGUCUGCCUCAAGGAAAUUAGAGCUCUCCUGACAUUCCUCGGAUCUGUUGGCCUCUCCACCAAAGCUUACUUCUCUGACCCUGGAAG
Eriocheir sinensis (Chinese mitten crab) is the source of this 1068-nucleotide messenger RNA. Its product is annotated as cell cycle checkpoint control protein RAD9A-like. Gene Ontology annotation, cellular component: checkpoint clamp complex. Gene Ontology annotation, biological process: cellular response to ionizing radiation; DNA replication checkpoint signaling; DNA repair. NCBI's taxonomy places the organism in Eukaryota, Metazoa, Arthropoda, Malacostraca, Decapoda, Varunidae. The record is from RefSeq and is a predicted model, not a curated record.